Prinia subflava (tawny-flanked prinia) is the source of this 1335-nucleotide messenger RNA. It is a transcript of the gene LRRC74A, whose product is annotated as leucine rich repeat containing 74A. NCBI's taxonomy places the organism in Eukaryota, Metazoa, Chordata, Aves, Passeriformes, Cisticolidae. The record is from RefSeq and is a predicted model, not a curated record.
AUGAAAAAACCACGCUGUGAAAAGCCAGUGUCCACAAAAGAGACAGAGGAACCUUGCAACUUUAUUCGAGAGGUAGCUGUGAACUCUUUAUUUACAGAAGAGAAAAAGCAAAUGAACCUGCGACUCACUGGUGGUAACACAGAGAAUGAGUCUAAAAAGGAUGCAGAUGAAAUGUCCAAAAUGAGUGUGCCUCAGGAGUCUGUCUUGCUGGCUGAUGCCUCAGCAGAGAAGACUGAUCCUGAGAAGGCCUUUGCAGACAUUAUGGGCACAGAGCCCAUAUACUUGGGAGCACAACACAGGCUGAUGGAAGUGGUGCCUGCCUCACACUUGAUUCAAAAUUUGGCUAAGCCUUAUAUAAAUCUGAACCACCAUGGUCUAGGACCUAAAGGUGUCAAAGACAUUGUUAGUGCUAUGGUGGUGAAUGCAACAUUCACCCAUGAACAGUUGGAAGACAACUGCAUUUUGGUAAAAGGAGCUAUAUGCAUAGGAGAGAUGUGAGAGAAUUCAUCCCUUCAAGUCCAAAACAUCUCAAAUAAGCACCUAGACACAUCAGGAGCUGAAGCCACCGCCAGUUUGCUUUUAGAUAAUUUGUCCUUCGUCGAUGUUUUUCAGCUCCUGGGAAACAACUUUGGAGAGGAGACUGCACAAUACUUUGCUGAGGCAUUAAUAAGCAAUUAACAAGUGAAGGAGCUGAACCUCAGCCACACAGAGUUCUCUGAGAAGGGAGGACAGCUCUUGGGAUAGAUGCCCAUAUAUAUGGCCAGUAAUCCCCUGACCACAGAAGAUGCUACUGCACUAGUCACAACCAUCAGAAAGAACAGAUCUUCCUCCAAAUUCAAGACUCCAGGACCAACUGCAUUUUCCUUGCCCUAUGUCGCACACAAGUUGGUGAAUGAAACUUUCAUCAAGUUGCAGGAUUUGGUGUGUCAAAUGCAUCCUGAACUAGAUGUCAUCUACAGUAAGGUCAAAGACUAUCACCAAGAUCCCCAAUAGCAUCCAAAUCCCAUGGAAGUGAUUCAGAACUCUUUGAAAGAGCACAACCUACAACUCGAGAACUUCUUUGGGAAUAUUGAGAAGGAUAGAAACCUAAAGAUUCCUGUGGCAGCCUUCUGGAAAGCCAUGAUGGUACUGCUCCAGGGAAACCUCUCUGCUGCAGCACAGCCACCAGCCAGCUUUGCUGGUGACAUCAUGAUGCUUCUGGACGAAAUUGGUGAACUAGUGCACAAUCUGGACUGGAAUCAAAGAGUUGUGGAUUACAGUCACUUAAAAGACCAGGAGCCAGCACAGAAGCCUGUGGAAUGGGAAAUUGGACAGGAGGAGAGGGAAGAGCCAUGA